This is a messenger RNA of Triticum dicoccoides, 1684 nucleotides long. RefSeq lists its product as uncharacterized. The coding region runs from base 1 to 1188 and encodes 395 amino acids. The transcript has 3 exons. Gene Ontology annotation, molecular function: protein binding. The record is from RefSeq and is a predicted model, not a curated record. NCBI's taxonomy places the organism in Eukaryota, Viridiplantae, Streptophyta, Magnoliopsida, Poales, Poaceae.
AUGAACCGCCGCCGCCACCGCCGCCGCCGCCCACGCUCGCCGCCGGCGCCGCUCGAGAACGACGACCUCCUCUCGGAGAUCCUCCUCCGCCUCGCCCCUCUGCCGUCCUCACUCCCUUGCGCCUCCGCCGUCUGCAAGCAAUGGCGCCGCCUCGUCUCCGACCCCCGCUUCCUCCGCCGCUUCCGCAUCCACCACAGCCGCAGCCCUCCCCUCCUCGGUUUCUUCGGAGAACAUUACUUCGAGCCUACGAUGGAUCCCCCCAAUCGUAUUCCUACCCCGGAUGACAGCUUCUACUCGUUCCUCGGCGAGGACGACGGCGUCGGCCACUUCCAACUCUUCGGAUCCCGCCAUGGCCUCGUGCUUAUCUUCGACAGAUCGCGGAACCAGGUCCUGGUACUGGACCCCUUCAAUGGCGAUAGGCACCGCAUCGCCGUUCCGCCCGAUUUCGAUGAGAGGGAGACCUCGAUCGGCGGGGCUGUGUCUCGCGCCGCUGGAGACGGACAGCACUUCCAAGUGGUCUUGGUAACCACACAGGUAUACGAGCAAGGAGAUACAGCGAUCGCCCGUGUUUACUCGUCGGGGACUGGCGGAUGGGGUGCUCUCAUCUCAUUACUGCUUCCACCCAAGCAUCGCACUUCCGUGAUUUGUACGGGAUUUCCCAGUAUCCUAGUUGGGCAUUCCCUGUACUGGUUGCUCUCUGACAUGAAAGUUAAGGAAAGAUCGGAUGGCAUCCUUGAGUUUGAUUUGGAGAGGCAGGUCCUAUCCCUGUUACCAGUGCCGGUGGAUGCCAUUCCUACCAAACUCCAGCUUAUGCGGGCAGUGGGUGGUGGCCUUGGUAUUUUCUUUCUGUCAAAAUUCAGCGUCCAAUUAUGGAAGAUGGAGACCGAUUCUGAUGGUGUUCCUUCAUGGGUGCUAGCAAGAACUGUUGAACUGGAUAAGCUAUUUCUCUUGAGUUCACGGAAGAAGAAGAGAGAGCCCCUAUGCAUAAAGGGGUUUGCUGAGUACAAUAGUGUGGUGUUCCUACGGACACCUACCGACCUCUUCACGAUCCAGCUUGAGUCGCUGAAGUUCAAGAAAGUUUCCAGAACCAACUUCGCGGCUCGCUAUCAUCCGUUCGAAAGCAUCUAUGUUGCAGGCAUGGGCAUUGGUGGUGGACAUGAUGGAGCUGAAAUUUUGCACAAUACAUAACAUGAUUGGUUCAGAUGGAUAUGCUAUCGUGAUGUAUUAAUUGAGUAUCUGGAGAUGCGGAAAUGGCUUGUGAUCGAGGCGUAGGUUCUUCCAUUCCGUGUGGCUGAGAUGCAUAAAUGGCUUGUUGGGGGUGCCCAUUUUGUGUCGACCCUCUUCGUACUAUGUGGUACACACCGGUGAACUGUGCGGUCGACUUGUAGGAAUUUAACCGCAUAGUUUGCUGACCAGCGCCUACCAUGUCGAACUUUUAUCUGGUCCUGUCUACUGAAUGUUGAAUGUUGAGCUGCAACUGCCUGCCUGGUGCUGCUUUCCUUCUCUUUUUGUUUUGAGAUGCAGUGACUGAAGGACUCGUUUGAGCUGGCUGUCGUCUGAAGUACUAAAAGGCCUUAUAUUUCUUUACAGAGGGAGUAUUUCACGAGUUAGCUUUCUCAUUACUCCGGUGAAAAAAGUUGGGCCUCUGGUAUGAAUAAAUAAGAUGAUCUGUUCUGCGUUGCAA